GGCACUCGCUGACGUAGAUUUUGGAGCAUUGUUGAAUCAGGGGGAAGCGUGUAGUGAACAGCUUGUACAGAUUUUAAAUAGCGUUUUGCUGCUUAACUAUUGUCUAGGCAUAAAUAACCAGGACACUGAACACAAGGUUUUUCGAACAACUGCAACGUUACAGGGGUCACAGAUUUAGGCACACUAGGCUUAUAACAAAGCAUCUGGCCAGUGUGCGCGCUAGCGAUGCUAAGAGUUUCUUUCACUCAAAAGAAGCUGACAAAGGAAAUGCGGUCGAUUUGAAAAUAUUAACUUAAAGUGGGGUUGCGAGGAAAACAACUAUUCCCUCCAAAUAGUUAGAAAAGCAGAGUCUUUCGGGCUCUUGUGUUUCCUAUAGCCAGCGGAGAGUUUUGGUAAAACAAACAAAAAAAGACAUCUCAGAUUUGGCUCGCGAUUGUUGAAUUGUCAUUCUAUUGCUACCAUUUUAUCUGAUUUCGACAUCAUUGCUGAAUCGUCAAGUGCCUUUUGGCUACAUUAAUACGUCCUCACGUUAACUUACGUUAUAUGAGGAAUGAAGCUGCCAUUAUGGCUUUAGUCGUGCAAAGAAAGAUGCUCAGAGACUCCUACCCUGAAAUUAAAAGAAGGUAGCCGACAAGCUUACGGUGCGAGCUAGCUAACGUUUAGCGAAGUGUGCCUUAGCAAAGCUAUCUAUCCAGCAAACAAUCACCCUUCUAGUGUGUCAGUGUCACUGUGCUUAUGGCAUUUGAUCUGAAUGUAGUCGACAGUCUGGGAAGCUGGCCCUUGUGCCUAUAAGCAAUUACGAUAAGGUCUCAGUGUUUUAAAUAGGGUUUAAUUAGAAUUCGGCUAACAGGCUAAGCAGUUAGCUGAGCUAAAGCUAACCUUGUAGCUAUCCACUACAAGUAACCAUAGCUAGCACCUAUUGCUACUGAGUUUAAGCGACAGGAAGGGAACGAAGAGUUAUUUUUUUUUUCAAAGCCAACAAUGGCAACCCCCACAACCGAGGCCUUGUUUUUGAUAAAGGAUGUGAAGCCUGGGUCGAAAAACUUGAAUAUCGUAUUCAUCGUAUUGGAAAUAGGACGAGUCACCAAAACGAAAGAUGGUCAUGAAGUUCGCUCCUGUAAGGUGGCGGACAAGAGCGGAAGCAUUGCGAUCUCUGUUUGGGACGAACUCGGCAGCCUGAUUCAGCCGGGGGACAUCAUCAAGCUGACCAGAGGCUAUGCAUCCAUAUGGAAAGGCUGCCUGACCCUAUACACUGGAAGAGGAGGGGAUCUGCAGAAGAUUGGAGAGUUCUGCAUGGUGUAUUCAGAAGUGCCCAACUUCAGUGAACCAAAUCCAGAGCUGCUAGCCCAGGCCAACCAGCAAAACAAGUCUGGUAAACCUGACCAGAACCAGAGGGGAAACUCUCCACCAAAUCAGAAUUCAGGUACACCUGCCCCACCAGGUAAUGGUGCCAUGCAGCCAUUUGCCAACAACAACAACAACAACCCACCACCUGGAGCACCACGUGACCCUGCGUAUGGGAGCAUGGGGCGACCGAACGGUCGGGCACCUGGAAACGGAGCACCUGCGGUUACUGUUGCAGGACCCCCAACUGCUGCAAAGUCUUCAGUAACCAUUAGCAAUGGCAGGGACCCACGGCGUGCCAAAAGAUGAAAUUGAAGUUAUGGGGGAUCAUGGGGAGAAUGAUGAACGUCCCCAUUUCCCCCUGCCUCUUUAAACAUUUCUCCAGCUUCCCCAUCACAGCCUUUUAUUGGCUUACAAAAUUAUGAAUUAAAUUAGGGAUUACUUGCAUUUUUAUACAGGCUAAUGUAGUCACGUGUCGUUUUUUCCAUGCGUAGAAGCGCUCAGUAAGCAGCACAGUGUGAUUGUGAUCUACCACUUGAUGCGCUAGCAGGACUUGUUACAUUUUGUGGUUGAGCUGUGUUCAGCCUUCUCAGUCCACACCAACGUCCUCUAAAUCUCACAGCAAAUUGCCAGUCCUGUGCCAGUGUUACCCCCCCCCCACAUGCACUGUCCUAACCUUUCCCCGUUUACGUUCUUUCAGACUAUACACCCUACUUGAACACUUGAUGCACUUUCUUCUCUUAAUUUAUGUUUGGGCAAGGUUGCCUGUCAUUUAAAUCAGGAAAUCAGUUUCUGCUUUUUAGUGGAAAAGGCCUUAAGUUGGUGAAAAAGAGUUCUUGGACUGAAUGUACAAGCGACAUUCUUCAGAGGGUCUUCUCUCAAAACCAAACUGUAUGCGAAGUGGCUGUGUGACAGGAAAGGUGUUAGUUUUGAAUUUUUAAUGGUAGGUAUAUAUUAAAACUUUUUUCAUAAAACAUGUUUUUUCUUGUUUGCCAUCAGUUGUACCUUGAUCAAGGUGGGACCACUUAAAUACUGGCAAAACGGUUCACCGAAUAAAUUUUACAGUAAUUCUGCUGCCA
Messenger RNA from Scatophagus argus, 2423 nucleotides. RefSeq names its product nucleic acid binding protein 1a (gene nabp1a). Gene Ontology annotation, biological process: response to ionizing radiation; mitotic cell cycle checkpoint signaling; double-strand break repair via homologous recombination. Gene Ontology annotation, molecular function: DNA binding. The transcript has 6 exons. NCBI's taxonomy places the organism in Eukaryota, Metazoa, Chordata, Actinopteri, Scatophagidae. The record is from RefSeq and is a predicted model, not a curated record. Gene Ontology annotation, cellular component: SOSS complex. The coding region runs from base 982 to 1653 and encodes 223 amino acids.